AUGGAGAAGGCUCACCCCUACAGUAACAAUAGACCUGCGUCCGAAUCAGUUUACGUAGAGAGUUUCUUAACCAGCCCCACUGUGUCUACUAGUCCCUGUAUCAAAUAUCUACACGUCUUACUACACAACAUCUCUGACCACACCCACUACACCCCUAACCACACCCACUACACCUCUAACCACACCCACUACACCUCUAACCACACCCACUACACCUCUAACCACACCCACUACACCUCUAACCACAUCCACUACACCUCUAACCACAUCCACUACACCUCUAACCUCACCCACUACACCUCUAACAUCCACUACACCUCUAACCACACCCACUACACCUCUAACCACAUCCACUACACCUCUAACCACACCCACUACACCUCUAACCACAUCCACUACACCUCUAACCACAUCCACUACACCUCUAACCACACCCACUACACCUCUAACCACACCCACUACACCUCUAACCACAUCCACUACACCUCUAACCACACCCACUACACCACCUCUAACCACACCCACUACACCUCUAACCACAUCCACUACACCCUCAACCACACCCACUACACCUCUAACCACACCCACUACACCUCUAACCACACCCACUACACCCCUAACCACACCCACUACACCUCUAACCACAUCCACUACACCUCUAACCACACCCACUACACCUCUAACCACACCCACUACACCUCUAACCACAUCCACUACACCUCACUACUACCCUACACCUCUAACCACAUCCACUACACCUCUAACCACAUCCACUACACCUCUAACCACACCCACUACACCUCUAACCACAUCCACUACACCUCUAACCACACCCACUACACCUCUAACCUCACCCACUCACCACACACCUCUAACCACACCCACUACACCUCUAACCACACCCACUACACCUCUAACCACAUCCACUACACCUCUAACCACACCCACUACACCUCUAACCACACCCACUACACCUCUAACCACACCCACUACACCUCUAACCACACCCACUACACCUCUAACCACACCCACUACACCUCUAACCACACCCACUACACCUCUAACCACACCCACUACACCUCUAACCACACCCACUACACACCUCUAACCACAUCCACUACACCUCUAACCACACCCACUACACCUCUAACCACACCCCUCCACUCCACACACCUCUAA
Molecule: messenger RNA, 1179 nt
Organism: Haliotis rubra (blacklip abalone)
Lineage: Eukaryota; Metazoa; Mollusca; Gastropoda; Lepetellida; Haliotidae
Product: probable serine/threonine-protein kinase fhkB
Source: RefSeq, a predicted model, not a curated record